CACCACCACCCCCCAAUGCCGCCUGCACUGCACGGCGAGAAGACCGAGAAGCGUGGGCCGUCCGCGUCGUCGCCGUCCUCCUCUGAUCCGAGAGGAUAAGCAAGAUUCAUGGCGAUUGGCUGAACACCCACGAAAGUUGCGCCGCCCAUUCCCAUCUCUCUCUGUCUCUCUCUGUCCGACCCUCUUUUCCCGUGCUUUGUUUGCUUCGACCCAUCUGGAGCUUUUCUUGGGCUUUUCUUGUCUAUAAAGAAUGGCUGCAGCUCCUUUCGUUCACGCGCAGUGCGGUUGCUCGCCGAGGCUCGGUGGCGGUUUCAGGAACGGCAAGCACGGAUCUGUCGGUUCUACCUCGUACCCUUGUUCAUCUACUGCGCCGUGUCCUUCAUCUUCUUCUCCGCCGCCGCCGUCGUCGUCGUCGUCUUCCUCCUCCUCCUCCUCUUCUUCUUCGAUCGGAAUAAGUAACAACAGAAACUACCACGGUUUUAGGGCUCAAGCUAUGAGCACUACUACUCGAGGAACAUCCCCUCAGGGAACUACGACUCUAAAAAAUGAACCAGACCAUCUGCUUGUUCUGGUACAUGGCAUCCAAGGAAGCCCAAGUGACUGGCUAUAUGUAGAAGCAGAACUUAAAAGGCGCUUGGGAAGAAACUUCCUCAUAUAUGCAAGUUCGACUAACGCUUACGCUAAAACAUUUGAUGGUAUUGAUGGAGCAGGAAGACGACUAGCCGAUGAAGUCACGCAAGUAGUUCAAAAGACAGACGGUCUGAAGAAGAUAUCCUUUUUAGCUCAUUCCCUUGGUGGAUUGUUUGCAAGAUAUGCUGUAGCUGUGCUAUACUCUGCAAGUGCUUCGCUUACAGACCAAUCAGAGGAUUAUAGUUCUACAUCUUCAAAUUUGGAGAAAUCCUCAUCCAAGCAAGGUUUGAUUGCUGGAUUGGAACCAAUCAAUUUCAUCACUUUGGCGACUCCUCAUCUGGGGGUGAGAGGGAGGAGACAGCUUCCUUUCCUCCUAGGAGUCCGCUUCUUGGAAAAACUUGCUGCACCAAUGGCUCCAUUUGUAGCUGGCCGAACUGGAGCCCAAUUAUUCCUAACAGAUGGCAAACCUAAUAAACCUCCUCUUCUAUUGAGAAUGGCGUCUGAUUGUGAAGAUGGAAAAUUUCUAUCUGCUCUUGGUGCAUUUAGAUGUCGAAUUCUUUACGCUAAUGUCUCGUACGACCACAUGGUGGGCUGGCGCACAUCCUCUAUAAGGAGGGAAAAAGAACUUGUAAAGCCUCCUCGUCGUUCUUUGGAUGGCUACAAACAUGUAGUAGAUGUUGAGUAUUGUCCACCCAUAUCCUCAGACGGCCCACAUUUUCCUCGAGAAGCUGCAAGAGCCAAGGAGGCAGCACAGAAUGAACCUAGCAUAAAAAAUACGGUCAAGUACCAUGAAAUCAUGGAAGAGGAAAUGAUACAAGGCUUACAACAGUUGGGAUGGAAAAAAGUCGAUGUCAGUUUUCACUCGGCAUUCUGGCCCUUCCUGGCCCAUAAUAACAUGCAUGUGAAAUAUGAAUGGCUUCAUAAUGCUGGUGCUGGAGUGGUUGCUCAUGUUGCUGACAGCCUAAAACAGCAAGAGUCCUCCACAAUAAUAGCUGCAAGCUUAUAGCAUUUUUAAUGUCUCCGUGUACAUUAAUAUCGUGAAUAAAUGGUAAAUACUUUUGGUCCA
Syzygium oleosum is the source of this 1696-nucleotide messenger RNA. Its product is annotated as putative lipase C4A8.10. The record is from RefSeq and is a predicted model, not a curated record. Lineage: Eukaryota; Viridiplantae; Streptophyta; Magnoliopsida; Myrtales; Myrtaceae. Bases 251 to 1636 code for a protein of 461 amino acids. The transcript has 11 exons.